AAGGGGAUGAACAUGUAACAGAUAUUUCGUAUCGCCUUUGCGCGCGUAGGGUUCUGGGGAAAAUCAAUCCCGAGCAUCCCUGGGUUCGAUAAACAAUUUCAAGCGGCCAUUUUGAAAUGCUGGCUUCAUGACUGAAGUAAGAAUUUAUGCAGAUAGUAGGGUUUUUCUAGAUUAUCACUUAAGUGAUGUUGAAAUUUGAGGUUUUGGAUAUCAAUAUUGCCGGAAGACACUAUUAGGUACCCAAGUAUGGUGGACCCUCGAAAGUUGCGUUUAUUCAUCAAUUUCCUCAAUGGCGUAGUUCGUACUGUUUGGGAAUAAUGUUCAGCAAUUUGCAAGCCUGCGUAAAAUAUGCCCUUUCACCAGCAAGCAAACGGUUUUCAACUUCGUGUUAUCGAUUGACUCUAACGAAAACCGUAGCGAGCAUUCAAAAUCGCACUAGGAGUCUUCUACAAGCUGUAAGGACUUCCCAAAACAACCAAUCAACUUUAACUAGACUACGAGCAUUCAACGAUCACAUCUUGGAGUAUUUGAACGUUGGCAGAAGUGAAGCUAUCCGAGAAGGAGGUUUAAAAACAGCGCUUGAAAUAAGGAGGCGGGAGAACCCCGAGCUAAGAAAGGAGGCACGAAAAACUCUGGCUCUGUUAGGAUGGGUGGACCCUGUGAAGGGGGCAGGGAUCAGGGUGUUAUCUAUCGAUGGUGGAGGGUCAAGAGGCAUAGUUCCAAUAGAAAUUCUCAAAAGAAUAGAGGAUCUGUGUAACAAAGAGAUCUAUCAACUGUUUGACUUCAUAUGUGGAUCAUCUACUGGCGCCAUUCUUGCAUUUCUUGUGGGUAUCAGGCGGAUGCCAUUAGCAGAAUGUGAAUAUGUCUACAAGAAUCUCAGUAUAGAUUUGUUUGAGAGGAACACUCUAAUUGGGACUGGCAAGCUCUUUUGGAGUCAUGCAUUCUAUGAAACAGAGAAAUUGGAAGAAAUUCUCAGGACAAAUUCGGGUAGUGACAAGAGGCUGAUAGACACAGCAGCAGACAAGACUAUACCAAAGGUUGCUGCGGUGUCAACCCUAGUAAACCAGCAAGUGCUAAAGCCUUAUGUGUUUUGUAACUACACCCACCCAUUUGAGUCACGCCCACGGUUCCCCAGCUCUUGCAAAUACAAACUAUGGGAAGCGUUGAGGGCAUCGUGUGCUGCCCCUGGGUUUUUUGAAGAAUGCAAGUUAGACAAUAAUAUCCACCAGGAUGGUGGUCUGCUCACCAAUAAUCCUAGUGCAGUGGCCGUCCAUGAAGCACGCUUGCUGUGGCCAGACACCCCCUUCCAGUGCAUCCUCUCCCUCGGCACAGGCCUGUGUAAAGGACGCGAGGACCAGUUUGUUGGCAGCUUUAGCAGCCUCAGACAAAAGCUUCUGAAGGUCGUAGCAAGCGCUACAGACACAGAAGCUGUAGAUACGGUGUUGAGUGACCUUCUGCCCAGGAAUACGUACUUCCGGUUUAACCCAAACCUGGCUGAAGACGUCCCUAUGGACGAGUGUCGUCUGGAAGUACUGGAGCAGGUUCAGGUGGACACCAGGAAAUACCUGGACAAAAACCAGACGCGAUUAACCAACGCCAGACACGCCCUCCUCCAAGAGAAGAGCUUUUCACAACAGCUGAGAGACAAAUGGCACACAUGGCAUGAGCCGGAAAACAUGUGACAUUACAUUGUUACCAUGGAUACACAGCAACUGACGAGAUCCGAAAAACACGUGACACCUCACUGUUACCAUGGAUACACAACAGCUUAGAGUGGGACUUUGUUGAAUCAUAUUUUGCCAGAUUACACUCUAUUUUAUUAUUGAUUUUAAAGAGAACCUUAAUUAAAUGCUUUUUAUGUAA
Molecule: messenger RNA, 1863 nt
Organism: Nematostella vectensis (starlet sea anemone)
Lineage: Eukaryota; Metazoa; Cnidaria; Anthozoa; Actiniaria; Edwardsiidae
Product: calcium-independent phospholipase A2-gamma
Exons: 7
Coding region: 318-1682 (454 amino acids)
Biological process (GO): arachidonate metabolic process
Cellular component (GO): membrane
Source: RefSeq, a predicted model, not a curated record